Hypomesus transpacificus is the source of this 3598-nucleotide messenger RNA. RefSeq names its product serum response factor a (gene srfa). The transcript has 8 exons. The record is from RefSeq and is a predicted model, not a curated record. Bases 418 to 1959 code for a protein of 513 amino acids. Lineage: Eukaryota; Metazoa; Chordata; Actinopteri; Osmeriformes; Osmeridae. Gene Ontology annotation, biological process: positive regulation of transcription by RNA polymerase II. Gene Ontology annotation, molecular function: protein dimerization activity; RNA polymerase II cis-regulatory region sequence-specific DNA binding; DNA-binding transcription factor activity, RNA polymerase II-specific.
UGGAAAGAAGUGUAGUUUGUAAAAUAGGGGGGUUGGACUUGAUUGAUUAGCAGGCAAAAACACAACCUUACAACUUUGUACAGUAACCGUAAUUGAUAUUUUAUAAACAGGCGUUCGGUCAUACUGAUUGCCCAUGGACUUUCAUUUGAUCUCUCCGUAAGCUUCGUGUUUCCAUUCUGAUGUCACACUGAUAGCCCGCGACAGAGCAAGAUAGGCUUUACUUGUUGCUAAAGUAAUCGCUGUAUGUCACUGUUUCUCAGCUAUUUAGCUAGCUUGGUAACGUUAGCCAGCUAGCUACCUUUCUCCAGAUUGUAAGGUUCCUGCGCAUGUAAGUGUCGCCGUUUAUUUACGUAUCGACCAUUGGGACGAUUGAUUACUGCGUGCGCGGAGGUUUGAAGGCCUGGAGACAGGUUUGGAAUGUUGGGGGGAAACGGGUCAGGAAUGGGCACAAGAGCAGGAGGUGCGCGACCAGGCAAUGGGACUGGAUUGAAUACCUCCGGAACAAAUACGGGAAUCAAUUUACCCGAAGGUGGUAGAUUCGAAGACAGAGAAUACCCAAGCGAAGUGGUUUUCAGUGGUUCUGACCAGGAGUCCGAUUCGGGGGAUGACGAGGACACUAUGGGUUCAGCCGGGGACAGAAGAGGGGUGAAGCGGGAGAGGGCUGAGAUGGAGGUCGGUUCAUCACCAGCAACGUCGAUGGGCUUGCCUGGAGGUUAUAGUGGAGUCGCCGGAGGUGCAACAGGGGCUAAGCCAGGCAAGAAGACCCGCGGUCGUGUCAAGAUAAAAAUGGAAUUCAUCGACAACAAACUUCGGAGAUACACAACUUUUAGCAAAAGGAAGACUGGUAUUAUGAAGAAGGCGUAUGAGCUCUCCACAUUGACAGGCACCCAGGUGCUCCUCCUGGUGGCCAGUGAGACGGGCCACGUGUACACCUUUGCCACUCGCAAGCUGCAGCCCAUGAUCACCAGCGAGACGGGCAAGGCCCUUAUUCAGACCUGCCUCAACUCGCCUGACUCGCCACCACGCUCUGACCCAUCCACCGACCAGCGCAUGAGCGCCACAGGGUUCGAGGAGACCGACCUCACCUACCAGGUGUCGGAGGCCGACGGCUGCACAGAAGUCGCCAAGGACAUGAAGCCAACCUUCACUGUGGCCAACCUGCCUAGUGGCAUCAACGCGCAGCCCCUGCCCGUCUCCUCCGCCCCCUCCUCCAGUGCUGUGGCCAUGCACCUGCAGAACAGCAAUCCCGCCACCUGCUGGCAGGUCUCAGCCGGCAUCAACACCCACAGCACCAGCAUAAACGGCACGGUGCUCAAGGGCUCGCCCGCGCCCGCAGGUGUCAUGUUGCCCGGAGGUUUUACCCUCAUGUCCGGCGCUCAGCUUCCCCCCGGCACGCACACCAUCCCCCUCAGUCAGCUGCAGGCCCUCCAGGGGCCCCUGGGGCCGGCCGGCAUCGCUACCACGCACGCUCAGCAGGGCCAGCAGGCCACACUCCUCCGCCUUCCCGCAACCGUCUCGCUCACAGGAGGAGGGAUGCCCCAGCAGCUCCAGGCCAUCCAGGUACACCCCAGCAGCCAGCAGAGCUCCCUCAGCCACAGCAGCUCUGAGCUCUGUCACACCACUGGCAGCUCCACAGUGAGCCUGCCCACCACCAUUGUCACAUCAUCUGUGCCCUCCUCCGUGGCGGGUCACAUGAUGUACCCCGGUGCCCACACGGUCAUGUACGCCACGCCCACCCCUUCCCUCUCCGAUGGAGGCUUGACCGUGCUCAACACCUUCUCUCAGGCCUCCCACGCACAAUCCCAUGACGCCGGUGCUGUUCCACAGGUGUUCCUCACAAUGCCACCAGGGGCAGUGCAGCUACACCCGAUGGUGAUUGGCCAGCAGUCGAGCAGCAGCACUAGCAACCUAACAGAGCUUCAAGUGGUCAAUCUGGACGCCCACACAAAGGACGAUUGACCUGUCCACAUAUCAAUAGACUGCUUUUCACACACACACACACCAGGGGAUCACUGACGCUUUGCCAACUGUUACCCCCUAUUUAUUACUGCCUUUUCACAACCACUAUAUUGGUUUUAUAACAAACACAAAGAUGUACACACACUCACUAUUUACCAUGAUGUUGAAUUAGGAGUGACAUUAAGGUCCAGUCAGUUUCCUUUGUAUAGAUGUAACAUAUGUUUUGUGGUGAUCUUUUCUUUGCAGUUGAUUAAUUAUGUGAAACAUGCAUACACUGCUGGUGCUGCUGUCACAUUUCAUUCAAGGAUGUGUGUGUGUGUGUGAGUGCACAAUAGCUUUUUUGUAUAGGUAAACUGAUUGCUUAAUUCAUUCUGGUUUGCACAUGAAUGUAUUUCUUUUUUUAAGCCCAUUGUCUGUUUUUUUUUUUGGGUAUUACUGUAAAUGAAUGGUAAUGUAAUAAUGCCAAUUACUGAAUUCUAUGGGUAAAUAUUUCCCGUUUUACUUUUUAUUUGAUUUUGAUGCUUUGGUGCCAAAUGGCCUUGAGACUUCUGUUUAGGGAAACCCAUCACCUGUAUCUGCGUGUUCUGUCCUGGACUCAAAACCACCAUAGAUCCAGUCAUCUAUAUAACUGAUUAACUGAUCUACUUGAUGUAGGCCAAUAAAUGCAUACUGUAACAUGUAUUGAAAGCCUGAUUAAUGAAAGUUCAUAAAUAUGUCUAUAAUAUAGAUGACCAAGACCUACUGUCCACUGUAUGUAUUUGUAUCGGUGGAAUUGAUUGGAGCUGGCUUCACAAGAGUGAACUAACACUGUCCCAACCAUCAAAACUAGGGAGGGGGGAGGGGGUUAGGAUGGUAAAGUAAGGCUUAUUUGCGAUGUUAUGCAACCAUGACAUGCACGACAGGGUACCCAGUCAAUUACUUGGGUACUGCCUUCUAGUAGGAUAGAUAUACUUCACUAAAAGUUGUAAAAGGGUCACCAAAUGCACUUGUACAGUAAUAUGUAUUACUGUACAAUACAUCACUUUCAAGCAAUAGCCUUCUGAUGUUUUUUCCCCCUGAUGAAGUAUUACUUUGGAUUCUGCAUUUAAGUGAAAAAAAUAUAUUUGUAUGUGUAUUCUCCACAGUUAAAAAAAUUUUUUUUAAAGAGGAUGAAUCAGGAGAUUCAUUAGCAUCAUUUAUAAAAUGUUAUUUUAGUGGCAUUCUCAAGGAUUCUAUGUAGAAAAAAAUGGAUUACUGACAACAAGAUCAUUUACAGAAAAGUGUGUUGGGCAAGUUUUAAUGACAGACACCAUCAAUAUCCAUAUCUUACUUUGCUGGAUUGCUUGGAACACAGGCAUAUAUAUAUACACAUAUGCACAUCUCCAUGUUUUCAACCACUUUUAAUACCUUUCUGAGUUGAGUUGACAGUUUGCCUAUGCUGCAUGUGUCAUCCUUUUAUGUUUUAAUUUCGUAUAUAAGUAAAAUCAUGUUUUUAUGCCUCAAAUGAGUACAUAUUUACAGUUUUUAGGAAAAUGAUAUUACAGGAGCAGCAUAUAAUGAGUCAUGGGUUGUUUUAAGAGUUUGGAAAUCAUAUUUUAUAUAUCUUAUCACUGAUAACUGUACAUAAUUUAAAUGUGUAAUAAAUGUACUUUUAGAGAAA